GGAGAGAAAGGGAGAGGGAGAAGAGGAGAAAGAAAGAAAGAGAGAAAAGAAAGAAAUCGCAGCUCUGUUGAGAGAGAGGAGAGAAAGAAAUAAAGAAGAAAAGAAAGAAAGGAAGGAAGGAAAGAAAGAAAAGAAAGAAAGAAGGAAAGAAAUCGCAGCUCUGUUGUGUGGAGACUUGUAAAAGUUUCCGGGCUUUCUAGUAGAUGGUCUUUCGGCGGCAUGGACAGGCUCUAUCCGCGGCCGACCUGGGCACCUAACCACACUGCCAGCCUUUCUGCUGGGAAAUGUUCUGUUGCUGAAUAGAGGUUCAAAGCCACAGCGAGCGCUAAUCAUAUUGAUCCCUCCUUUCCUCGGCCGGCACCAUUGCCCACUCCUGCAGUGUUGAGUGGCGACUGUUAACGAUCCCCUCGUUCAUGGAAUGUUCCAGCUGUUCACUUCAAUUCUUUGAGCCCCUCGCUUGAUCCGAGACGGCCCCACCCCUGCAUGCCUGUGUGCCUUCUGUCGGGCACAUGGUGGAAGCUCAGGAACUGCUGGUGGAAGAAGAACCCCCGCCAGUGUGUGACGUGGCCUCAGGGGUUUCUGUUGUGCCCGGUCCCCAUCCUCUUGGCCACCUGCCCUGCUACCACUCAGUCUCAUCGGGAUUCCUGGAGAGCAUUUGUUUUGGCCAGGCAUGGCUACACACCUGUACAAGGAGGCCACAGGGCCUGGGGGCUCCCGGGCCAUCAACAACCUUAGAAGAUCCAACAGCACCACGCAGGUCAGCCAGCCUCGGAGUGGCUCCCCCAGGCCAACGGAGCCCACGGACUUCCUGAUGCUCUUCGAGGGCAGCCCCAGUGGGAAAAAGAGGCCGGCCAGCCUGAGCACAGCCCCCAGCGAGAAGGGAGCCACCUGGAACGUCCUGGAUGACCAGCCCCGGGGCUUCACCUUGCCAUCCAAUGCCCGGAGUUCCAGUGCCCUUGACUCACCAGUGGGCCCGCGAAGGAAAGAAUGCACCGUGGCCCUGGCCCCCAACUUCACUGCUAACAACAGAGACAGGUUCUCAUCUGUCACCCUGACUGGAGUCCACGAUCAUAGCUCACUGCAGCCUCUACCUCCUGGGCUCAAGAGAUCCUCCCCGCUCAGCCUUCGGAGCAGCUGGGACCACAGGAGCAACAAGGGAGCUGUGGGCAACUGCGUCACCACCAUGGUGCACAACUGCUACACCCCCUCGGAGAGGGUGCCCCCGCUCAAGAGCUCCAACCAGACCGCCCCCUCCCUCAACAACAUCAUCAAGGCAGCCACUUGUGAGGGCAGCGAGAGCAGCGGCUUCAGGAAGCCGCCGAAGAACGUCUCCAGUGCCACCCACUUGGCCCAGAACAAUACUGGGGGCAGCACGGGCCUGCCCAGGCGGAAGGAGGUGACGGAGGAGGAGGCUGAGAGGUUUAUCCACCAGGUGAACCAGGCCGCUGUCACCAUCCAGCGCUGGUACCGCCACCAGGUGCAGCGGCGCCGAGCAGGAGCUGCCCGCCUGGAGCAUCUGCUGCAGGCCAAGCGGGAGGAGCAGCGGCAGCGAUCGGGUGAGGGGACCCUCUUGGACCUGCACCAGCAGAAAGAGGCAGCCAGGAGGAAGGCCCGGGAGGAGAAGGCGCGCCAAGCCAGGCGAGCAGCCAUUCAGGAGCUGCAACAGAAACGAGCCCUGAGAGCCCAGAAGGCGAGCACUGUUGAGCGUGGGCCACCUGAGAAUCCCAGGGAGACCAGAGUGCCAGGGACACGACAGCCUGCUCAGGAGCUGUCCCCCAUGCCAGGCGGCACUGCCCACCAGGCCCUCAAGGCCAACAAUGCUGAUGCUGGCCUCCCUGCUGCAGGCCCCGGAGACCGCUGCCUGCCCACCUCCGCCUCAUCCCCAGAACAACAGCAGCCUCCAGAGGACAGGAUGCAGGACGUUCUCGUGCAGGAUGCAGCUGGAGACAACCUGGAGAUGAAGGCCCCGAGCAGGGGGCCGCUGGAGGAGCUGCUGCACACGCUGCAGCUGCUGGAGAAGGAGCCGGACCCGCUGCCCUGCCCCAGGGCCCAUCACAGGGGCAGAUACGCCUGGACCAGCGAGGUGACCACGGAGGAUGAUGCCAGCUCUCUGACAGCUGACAACUUGGAGAAAUUUGGAAAACUCAGCGCGUUCCCCGAACCCCCAGAGGAUGGGACGCUGCUUUCGGAGGCCAAGCUACAAAGCAUCAUGAGCUUCUUGGACGAGAUGGAGAAGUCUGGGCAGGACCAGUUGGACCCCCAGCAGGAGGAGGGAUGGGUGCCAGCGGCGGGGCUGGGGCCCCUGGAGCUGGGGUCCGAGGUGAGCACAUCUGUGAUGCGGCUGAAGCUGGAGGUGGAGGAGAAGAAGCAGGCCAUGCUGCUGCUGCAGAGAGCGCUGGCGCAGCAGCGAGACCUCACGGUCCGGCGGGUCAAGGAGACAGAGAAGGCGCUGAGCCGGCAGCUGCAGCGGCAGAGAGAGCACUACGAGGCCACCAUCCAGCGGCACUUGGCCUUCAUUGACCAGCUGAUUGAAGACAAGAAGGUCCUGAGUGAAAAGUGCGAGGCUGUGGUGGCCGAGCUGAAGCAGGAGGACCAGAGAUGCACCGAGCGUGUGGCCCAGGCGCAGGUGCAGCACGAGCUGGAGAUUAAAAAACUCAAAGAAUUAAUGAGUGCCACUGAGAAAGCCCGCCGGGAGAAGUGGAUCAGUGAGAAAACCAAGAAGAUCAAGGAGGUCACUGUCCGAGGUCUGGAGCCCGAGAUCCAGAAGCUGAUUGCCAGGCACAAGCAGGAAGUGCGGAGGCUCAAGAGCCUGCACGAGGCGGAGCUGCUGCAGUCGGAUGAGCGGGCUUCGCAGCGCUGCCUGCGCCAGGCCGAGGAGCUGCGGGAGCAACUGGAGCGGGAGAAGGAGGCGCUGGGCCAGCAGGAGCGCGAGCGUGCUCGGCAGCGGUUCCAGCAGCACCUGGAGCAGGAGCAGUGGGCGCUGCAGCAGCAACGGCAGCGGCUGUACAGCGAGGUGGCUGAGGAGAGGGAGCGGCUGGGCCAGCAGGCAGCAAGGCAGCGGGCGGAGCUGGAGGAGCUGAGGCAGCAGCUGGAGGAGAGCAGCUCUGCGCUGACCCGAACCCUGAAGGCCGAGUUUGAGAAGGGCAGGGAGGAGCAGGAGCGCCGGCACCAGAUGGAGCUGAAGGCUCUGAAGCAGCAGCUGGAGCUAGAGAGGCAGGCGUGGGAGGCCGGCUGCGCCAGGAAGGAGCGCGUGUCCCCCCAGGAGGCGUGGCUGCUGAACCGGGAACAGGAGCUGAGGGAAGAAAUCCGGAAAGGCCGGGACAAGGAGAUUGAGCUGGUCGUUCACCGGCUGGAGGCUGACAUGGCACUGGCCAAGGAGGAGAGUGAGAAGGCUGCCGAGAGCCGCAUCAAGCGCUUACGGGACAAGUACGAGGCAGAGCUCUCCGAGCUGGAGCAGUCGGAGCGGAAGCUUCAGGAGCGGUGCUUGGAGCUGAAGGGCCAGCUUGGGGAGGCCGAGGGCGAGAAUCUGCGUCUGCAGGGCCUCGUGCGGCAGAAGGAGCGGGCUCUGGAGGAUGCGCAGGCGGUGAACGAGCAACUUUCUAGCGAGCGCAGCAACCUGGCCCAGGUAAUCCGCCAGGAGUUCGAGGACCGGCUGGCAGCUUCUGAGGAGGAGACGCGGCAGGCCAAGGCCGAGCUGGCCGCGCUGCAGGCCCGCCAGCAGCUGGAGCUGGAGGAGGUGCACCGGAGGUACCACCCACAGGGUGAAGACAGCCCUCGCGAGGAAGGAGGAGGCCGUGAGCAGCCUCCGGACACAGCACGAGGCUGCGGUGAAGCGGGCCGACCACCUGGAGGAGCUGCUGGAGCAGCACAGGCGGCCCACGCCGAGUACCAAGUGACCAGGGAUGCCGGGAACACUGUCGAAGAAUGGAAGGCAGAGGACAGAGGCUGGACAUGGGCCCGGAGGCCGGUGGUUGAGAUGCCUGUGGCUGAGCACCUGUGGCUGCAUUUUAACAGUAAAAGAGGCCGUUGUUUUCAGUGCCUUGAGUGACUGCCUUGUCUUCUCUCCUGGGCUGGAGGCUGCCCAAGACCCCCAGAGCAGCCAGGCAUGGGUUUGGCUCUCUUCCUCCCACUUCCCUCUCCAGCCUGUGCAGGCUGACCAGGAAAUCACGAAGCUUGGCCAUCAGCUCCCCCGCUAGCAGCCCUCAACA
This is a messenger RNA of Symphalangus syndactylus (siamang), 4208 nucleotides long. RefSeq names its product centrosomal protein 131 (gene CEP131). The record is from RefSeq and is a predicted model, not a curated record. Gene Ontology annotation, cellular component: centriolar satellite. Gene Ontology annotation, biological process: intraciliary transport involved in cilium assembly; cilium assembly; regulation of centrosome duplication. Lineage: Eukaryota; Metazoa; Chordata; Mammalia; Primates; Hylobatidae.